CCUAAUUGUUUGUACAAUGCAGCACGAGCAUAUGCGGUUGUAAUAUUACCUUAUUUCUUGUAUGUAGACAAAGCAUGUACUCACUCUAUGUCCGAUACCUUGUUGCCAUACCACAGAGCACAGCACAGCACUUGAAUAUUACAACCCCCAUUGCCUCUGCAUAUCAUCAUCUUCUCUGCCAAUACCCGUCCUCCAUUCUCCUCCGUCUUCAUUUAUAGCCCCUACCCAAUUACUUGUUGGAACAUACCUACUGUACCGUACGAUUACACUUCAACCUCCUCCCACCCCAAUAUCAGAAUAGAAGCAGCAAGCCAUGAGCUCUCGUCCAGGCUCUCGUUCGGGCUCCAGUGGACCCGAUCAGCCCGUCGUCGACCUCUCACUAAUCGGACGAUGGGAUCCAAAAGACGGCACCAACACGGCCGAUGUUACGCCGCCGCAGCAGCAGCACUCGUUGAGGAUCCCCUUCCUGCACCUCCAGCCGUUGGUGCUCCAGUCCACGCUCGCACCGUAUGAUGAUGGCAGCCCGGAGGAUCCGCUGCCUAAUCUCAUGCCACCACUUACGUUCGACGAGAUGGAUCUUUCUUCCGUCGAGGGCUUCGGGGGCGUCAGGCUGGGUGAGGUUGAGGUUGAAGAUUCCAGCCGACAAGACAAGACCAUCAGUGCAGACGAGCAGCAGGAGGAAGCUUCAUCAAUAGUGUCCAGUCCAUUUCCCGAGCGGGGCCGCUGGCUACCAAGGGACCAUGCAGCGUCGACCUCGCCAGAGCCCGGAGUGGCGCCUUUUGCGAUGGCCGGGAGGAGAUGCGUCAGUUAUACCAGGACCUAUGACGGUGUGAUGCAGCGCGUUCCACUGGGUGCCCAUGAGUGGGACCGCAUCCAGAAGUGUGCCGAGAGGAUUCAGAGGGUUGAGACCCCCGUUGCCACGAGAGAUAGAGCGGCCAAUGUGGCUUUCACCCCGAGGGUCGAUAGUAGAGGGAGGAUAAUCUCCUCGGGAUCGUACAACAGUAUCAGGAGCGUGUCGCCUCUAACCGCCCAUCUGGCUCAGCGGCUUCAGCAUGGUGAUAUUGAUCACUCGGUGGACGAGGAGGAGAUGGCAGAGCUGCUGCCUCACGGACACGAUGGCCCUGGAGAGUUCAGAGACAAAGUUAGGGGGAAGCUUCGCGGAGUCAGGCAUGUGAUGUUUUCUGAAGAUCGACAUUCUGAGUCGGAGUCGGAGGAUAAGAACGCUGAAGACGACGAGAUUACGAUCGCCGUGGAGGACAAUUCCCUCGUUGUGUGUUUCCUUCAACACGUCCGUCCAGAUCCAGUGGUUAUCGAGAUACUGCUCAAGGUCAGGCCCAUCCUGCUCGGGCAGAACAAGAACUACCAUACCUUCAUCUUUUCCGGCCUUCCUUACUGUAGGAACCCGGCCUUUUUCGACUUCAGGGUCGACAGAGAUGACGAGGAGUGGGUCUUCGAUGCGGGCGAUCACGACCAGACGGCUACGUUCGAACCUCUCGUUCUCGAUGAGCCAAACAGGCUUCGUGGACAACUACAUCUCCGGGAUGCAACGCCUACCCAGCGCAGCAUCAUCAUGCGGGCACAACGAGUUCCUUCCCAUGUCGAGAUUUACGGGCAUAAGAUUCGAAGCAAAACCAACGCUCUGUUCUCGUGGACUCCGGAUGGGCAUGUCGUGGCGGAGUUCGAGAUAAAGGUUUACUUGAUUGAUGUCGAUGUUGCGGACAAUGUGGCGCGAAACAUGAUAAACCUGAUACUCGUGAACGGCGUCGAUGAUCCCAAAGAAAUCACAGUAAACUCCGCCUCUGGUCGCCGCGAGAAAUUCUCUCUGGAAGGUCCGGUGAUGAAGGAUGGCGAGGAAUUGCAGAGUGCUCGGCUUCUGCAGGUCUCGAGGCUUGUGCGGGACUCCCGAGAUUCAAUGACGAUCAGCUUCCGCAAGGUUCAGGAAUCUUUUCCCUGCUAUUUUCACAUUCCCCUGGUUGAAACCGGCAGUCACCGCGAUAUAUUGGAGCAGAUAGUGGUGAUUCAUGAGCCACGUCUACCGCUGACCCUAGCCUUCACUCCGGAUCUGUCGUUCUGGCGCGAUCUGGGUGAAGAGAAGGAUCUACUGGGUUCGAGGAAGAUAACUAGAAUAGUUGACAGCUCGGCAAUCGAAUAUCCCAGGGUCUGGGUGAAUUCGCUGGAACCCGUCUGUUCAACCGCCAUUGCCGUUCUCGGCAAGUUCAGAAACCUUGGGUUCGUCGAUAAAUUGACGUACCAGAUCGAGGAGCACUCGCCGGCGCUCUGGAGCGCACGCAAUCCAAUUUCUCUCCACUUGCGAAUGUCAUUUGAAAUUGAGGGCCCGGUGAAGAAUGGAGCGGAAUUGUCGAGGGUGCACAGAGGGUUAUUUCAGGUUGAGUUCAUCACCAUCAAUGGCGCCCCGGCUAAGAUGGCAUUCAUGGACGAGGAUGAGCUGGUCAUCCUUAAUCACGGGCAUGAGUACGAGACGGUGCCGAUGAAGUUCAGCGUUUACUGGGUAUCCAUGCAACCGCAUACCACCGACACGAUUGGCGGGGGCAAGAUGCUGGAAUUCCAACUACCGCGCAUCCACGAAAAGUUGGUGGGUCGAGCGGUCUGCAAGUAUCCGCAUGGACCAGCCCAAAUAACCUCAAGGUCACACCUCCUGGAUACACCCCCGCCAGACGCUGGGCCCUGGACCGUGGUUUUCACCAACGGAAAGGCUACCCUGUCAGGAUUACAGACUUUUAGCAGCCGCAUGUACCUUCAGAUUCCGGCAGAGUCGUCCCGGUGGCCGCCGAAGUCCCGGGCCGGAAGCAUCAUCGCCGACGCUGACUCGUUGGCCGAAGGGCUCGUAUUUAGGAACUCGGCACACGACGAAGCGUCUUCACUUGAUGGCCCGGCUUCCACCACGCGCUUGCCAUCCCCUGAUCCAUCUCCAUUUUCUUUCGAUGGAGCCUACAGCCCACCGUCAACCUUGCGGCACCUCUCGACAGAUUUCGGCCCAAACCCAUUCGCAGUGGCCGUGGAACACAAGGACCAAGGCUCCUCCGACGGCCCCACUCCGCAGGAAGAAGCAAUGGGGUGUCUCCGUAGAGUCUUCCUCUUGCUUUUGAUUGCCGUGACGUUUCUCGGUUGCUACUACUGCUAUAUGGACCUGGGAGGACAGUCGUUCUGGGCGCCGCAGUCGCGAUUCCACCCGUACCAGGCCACGGCGAGAUCGUCGUACGAACGCCUGGAGAACUUGCUGAUGGAGGGGUACGCGGAUAUCCUGCAUGACGAGGCACCACCACCAACGCAGGAUCACUGGAGAGGCAUUUAUACGCCGGAGCCGCUCUCCGUCGUGCCUGCCACUCCGGAUGCGGAUGAACCCGCGAUAGAGUCGGGGAGUCCGACUGAGAAGGAGAAGGAGGAGGAGCAGGAGGAGGAGGAGGAGGAGCAGGGGAACCACGGGGUGUGGGAUUGUAUCGACACGGCUUUGUGGCGCUUAACUUUUGGACGGUGGCAAGGACUUUGUGGGCGCGUUUGA
Tricharina praecox is the source of this 3520-nucleotide messenger RNA. RefSeq lists its product as uncharacterized. NCBI's taxonomy places the organism in Eukaryota, Fungi, Ascomycota, Pezizomycetes, Pezizales, Pyronemataceae. The record is from RefSeq and is a predicted model, not a curated record. The transcript has 4 exons. Bases 314 to 3520 code for a protein of 1068 amino acids.